Dissoconium aciculare CBS 342.82 is the source of this 3672-nucleotide messenger RNA. RefSeq lists its product as uncharacterized. NCBI's taxonomy places the organism in Eukaryota, Fungi, Ascomycota, Dothideomycetes, Mycosphaerellales, Dissoconiaceae. Gene Ontology annotation, biological process: positive regulation of establishment of bipolar cell polarity regulating cell shape. The record is from RefSeq and is a predicted model, not a curated record. Gene Ontology annotation, cellular component: plasma membrane of growing cell tip. The coding region runs from base 1 to 3672 and encodes 1223 amino acids. The transcript has a single exon.
AUGGCCCGCGCGUCUGGGCUCGCCGCGUUACUUCUCUUAUCCCCUCUGUCUUGGGUUACGGGUGUCGAAGGCACUCCGGCCAGCAUACCUGCACCUAAUUUGGAUCUGAGCUCGCUGGGCCAGGUCGCCAUCGCUGGAGAUUUCGACAGCAUUUCCGUUUACGCGUUCGAUGGUCAAAAAGUGGGCUCUGCUGGGAGCAAUGGAAGUGUGUCCUUGUUGACCCGUUCAGCUGGCGGAGCAUUUGCGGAUCUGGGCUUGGUGGAUGCGGACAUCAUGGCCAUGUGCCCUUACGUGAAGCGCGAUGGCACCUUUGUCGGCAUUGUACUUUGCGGAAAUUUCACAAGUGUCGCUGGUGUCCAGGCCAAUUCGGCCGCAAUCUACAGCCCGAAUUCGACGAAUCCAGUAAGGUCAUUGCCUGGUCUUAGCGGGAGAUGCAAUUCAGUACUGUGUGACAGCGACUCGUCCACUGUCUACGUUGGUGGUAACUUCAUGGGAGGCAAUUCGACCAAUGCAUUGCAGUGGACGGACGACUGGAACAAUCUUCCCUUUGCCGGGUUCAAUGGACCCAUCAAUUCGAUCACCAAGAACUCCGCAGGUAACAUUGUUUUUGGCGGCAAUUUUGAUGGCCUCGGCAAUGUCACCACUCCGAAUAUUCGCGACCAGCAGCCUGUCAAUCUUGGAGGAGGCGCUCUGAGCUCCUCGGGAGCUACAACCACAAGUGGCUUCUCCUCUGCCAGCAACAUCGUGUGCAAGACCGCAUCGCAAGCCGGAGCUGGCAAUACCUGGCUUUUGGCAGACAAUACUGCUGGCUGGUGGGAGGGCCAGUUCGGUUUUGGCUUUAACCCGACCAAGCUGCGACUGUACAAUGCCAACCAGGAUGGACGCGGCGCUAAGACAUUCUACUUCGAAGAUCUCAACAGUGGCGGAAUUCUGAACAUGAGUUACGUCGACAGCAAUGGCAAUGCGAGAUCGUGUAUCUUGGACUGCCCUCUUCUCAAUAACAACAAUGCCCAGGACUUCCGCUUCUCACCUGUGGUCGGCAUGAACAUGUUCAGAAUCUACAUUACCAGCUGGUACGGCGCCGGUGGUGGCCUCGGCGGCAUUGAGUUGUAUCAGGACGACAUUUACAGCUUUGCUGUCAAUGCUUACAAUGCACCAUCGUGCCUCAACGCGGGAACCGACUCGUCUUCCGUCGUCACACCUGCCAGUGGCACCUGGAACGAGGUUUCUCUCCGUCGCAGCGCUGACUCUGCAGACUCCGGAUAUCUCUCUGCGAAUCUGACUAGUGAAUCGCAACUGGGAUCGAGCUCGAACAUCGUGUUCCAUCCUAACAUCAAGCAAUCCGGAAACUACUCCAUCACGGUGUGGACACCCGGAUGUCUCCAGGACAACUCGUGCCAGUCUCGUGGACAAGUCAACGUCACUGGUACAUUGACAUCAAGGGGACCAACAUUCGCUUCUACUAUCUACCAGACUAACAACUAUGCGAAGUACGACCAGGUUUACAAUGGUUAUGUCGACGCGUCGAGCUCUUUCCGCCCAACUAUCACCUUGUCUCCCAUUGCAGGGCAGCGUCUUCCGUUGCACGUGGUUGCGCAGAAGGUACGCUUUGAACUGGUUGGUUCUACUGGUGGUCUCAACGGUCUCUUCGAGUACGACCCGAAACAAGCUGUCGUCAGCUCUGACUUUACCAAAUCCGCCAUCGACAUGGCUGGUGCACGCUUGAACCCAGGCGCGUCUGUCCGGUCGGUGAUUUCAUAUCAGGGCUCUACCUUCGCCGCAGGCAGCUUCUCCGCCACCGGUAUCUCAAACGUGGUGCGAGUCGAAAACUCUGCUGCUUCCGUCGCCGGAGGCGGUCUCAACGGACCCGUGCUGAACGCUUACCGGAAUCCUUCGGACUCCACUGUGUACUAUGUCGGUGCUUUCACCUCCACUGCCGACAACUCCGUCGCAGAUCUGAACCGUGUCGCUGCAUACUCGCUCAGCGACAAUAAGUGGUCUUCUCUUGGCGCAGGCGUCAAUGGCAACGUGUCAUACAUCGUUCCGGUCCGCUUGAAUGUCUCCACCAAUGCUCAAGCAGACUGCCUUGCCCUUUCAGGCAGUUUCUCGUCUGUGAAUGCAUUCGCAGGCAACGCAUCAUUUACAGCGUCUGGAUUUGCUGUCUGGGUUCCAUCAAGAAACAAUUGGCUCCACAACAUUGCCGAUGCCGGCUCGAGCGCCAGCGGUCGACUGACUGCUUACACUCUCUCUAACAGCCAGCCAUUCUGGGCUGGUCAAAUCGACUUGCAGACACCGGGUCUGAGUGACGUCGUCGAGCUGAUCGAUUCGGGCUCCUCGUUCCGAUCAUUUGGCCUCAACCUGAAGCCCGCCAGCUCCUCUUCAAACGCUACCACAUCAAGUCUGAGCAAGCGCGCCAUCGAUCUGAGCAACGGCAACUACUCGGGUGUGUACAAGGGCAUGUAUGUGAACAACAACAACCUCAAAAUUACAGCCUUCGGCGGAUCAUUCUCAGCAACAGCCAGCAACGGUUCAGUCAUUCAGGAUCUGGUCUUCAUCAACAACACUGGAUCCAGUCAAGUCAUCACUGGCGUCUCCACGCUCAGCACUGGUUCUAUUGUCAUGGCGAUGGAUGUGCAAUCGUCAACACUCUUCGCUGGAGGUUCUCUGGGGGGUUCGGUGAAUGGUAACAAUGUCAAUGGACUUGUUGCGUUCGACCUUGCAGCCAACACGUUCACCUCUCCCCAACCACCAGUUCUGGGAGGCGACAAUGUCGUUGUCCAUGCAAUUGCGACUCAACCUUCUGGAGACAAUGUCUAUGUCGGUGGUCAGUUCAGCGUUGCUGGCUCUUUGCCAUGUGCGUCUCUUUGUGUGUACAACAUCCAGACCAGGUCAUGGAACAGCCCGGGUUUCGGUCUCUCUGGAAACGUCAACGCUAUGAUUUGGUCCUCUACGACCAUGCUGAAGUUUGCUGGAAACCUGACCAUUGCUGGCGCGCCCGUCAGUGUCGGCUUAUACGACUCCAGCAACCAGACAUUCAUCGCUCACCCCGGCGCUUCGGUCCUGCCUGGUCCUGUCACUGCUAUGUCGUCGGUCAUCGGAGACGAAUUCUGGGUCUCCGGGAUUGCUACCAAUAACGGCUCCACUUACAUUGCCAAAUACAACGGCAACACUUUUGUUAUCGCCUCGGGUCUGGGACAGAACUCCGUGGUCCGCAGUCUGCAAGUCAUCCCGACCACUGCGUCUCAUGAUAACACUGCUCUCAUCGCAAGCAACGAUGUCCUACUCCUCACUGGUACCAUCGACGUUCCAAGCUAUGGCAACGCCAGCUCAGUGCUCUUCAAUGGUACAACCUACACCCCAUACCUCAUCACAAGCAGCAACGACGGCGGCGCCGGCACAAUUGCAGGCGUUUUCGUCAGCGACCCGCGAGGCUUCGGCAUCCACUCCAGCCGGAGCUUGGCCCUCGGCCUUGUCGUCCUCAUCGGUCUGGCAAUCGCCUUGGGUCUCAUCUUCCUGCUUGUCCUCAUCGGCAUCCUGAUCGAACGACAGCGGAGGAGAAACGAGGGUUACGUCCCAAUGCCCACCAGUCGUGGCGGUCCCAACAUUUCACGAAUUCCCCCAAGCCAUCUUCUUGCCCAGCUAGGCGAGAAGGGUCAGGCCCCAAGACUAUGA